Messenger RNA from Catharus ustulatus (Swainson's thrush), 2213 nucleotides. RefSeq names its product ASH2 like, histone lysine methyltransferase complex subunit (gene ASH2L). The transcript has 17 exons. Gene Ontology annotation, cellular component: Set1C/COMPASS complex. The record is from RefSeq and is a predicted model, not a curated record. Bases 80 to 1786 code for a protein of 568 amino acids. Gene Ontology annotation, molecular function: protein binding; transcription cis-regulatory region binding. NCBI's taxonomy places the organism in Eukaryota, Metazoa, Chordata, Aves, Passeriformes, Turdidae.
AUCAGCGCGGGGCAGCGCGGAGGGACGCGGAUGGGAGCCCGGCUGGGGGCUCCGGUCGGUGCCCAGGGCGGACGCCGCCAUGGUCGAUGUCAGCGCGGCCCUGGAGACCGAGUCUGCCAACGGGAAGGAGCCCCUGGAUGCUGCUGGGGAUGGUGCUGAGGCCAUGGAUGUGCAGGGGGGCUCGGGGGACGAGGAGAACACGCGGCAGCUGGGCGAGAUCGAGCUGCAGUGUGGGAUCUGCACCAAGUGGUUCACAGCUGACACCUUCGGCAUCGACACCACGUCCUGUCUGCCCUUCAUGACCAACUACAGCUUCCACUGCAACGUGUGCCACCACAGCGGGAACACCUACUUCCUGAGGAAACAAGCAAAUCUCAAGGAAAUGUGCCUUAGUGCUCUGGCCAACCUGACGUGGCAGUCGAGGACACAGGAUGAGCACCCCAAAACGAUGUUCUCCAAGGAUAAGGAUAUUAUCCCAUUUAUUGACAAAUACUGGGAGUGCAUGACAACACGGCAGAGGCCUGGGAAAAUGACUUGGCCCAAUAAUAUUGUCAAAACCAUGUGCAAAGAAAGAGAUGUGUUCCUGGUGAAAGAGCAUCCAGAUCCAGGCAGUAAAGACCCAGAGGAAGAUUACCCCAAAUUUGGGCUUCUAGACCAGGAUCUUGCCAAUAUUGGUCCAGCCUACGACAACCAGAAGCAGAACAACGCCGUGUCCACCAGUGGAAGCUUAAAUGGUGGAGCCUCUCUGGGAGGGGGAAUGGCAGCCGGGGGCAGCGGGAAGGGCCGAGGGGCCAAGCGCAAGCAGCAGGACGGAGGGACCACGGGCACGGCCAAGAAAACACGGAGUGACCCGCUGUUCUCGGCUCAGCGCCUGCCGCCCCACGGGUACCCUCUGGAGCACCCCUUCAACAAGGACGGCUAUCGCUACAUCCUGGCCGAGCCCGACCCCCACGCUCCCGACCCAGAAAAGCUGGAGCUGGACUGCUGGGCAGGAAAACCGAUUCCUGGGGAUCUGUACAGAGCCUGCCUGUAUGAACGAGUGCUGCUGGCGCUGCAUGACCGAGCUCCCCAGCUGAAGAUCUCUGACGACAGACUGACUGUUGUUGGUGAGAAGGGCUAUUCCAUGGUGCGAGCCUCGCACGGCGUGCGCAAGGGGGCCUGGUACUUCGAAAUCUCCAUGGAUGAGAUGCCUCCAGACACAGCUGCCAGAUUAGGCUGGUCACAGCCCUUGGGGAACCUCCAGGCCCCUCUGGGAUAUGACAAGUUCAGUUACUCGUGGCGCAGCAAGAAGGGAACCAAGUUCCACCAGUCCAUAGGGAAACACUAUUCCUCUGGCUAUGGACAGGGAGAUGUCCUGGGCUUUUACAUCAACCUUCCAGAGGAUACUGAGACAGCAAAAUCCCUGCCUGACACCUACAAAGACAAGGCUUUGAUCAAAUUCAAAAGCUACUUGUACUUUGAAGAGAAGGAUUUUGUGGACAAAGCAGAGAAGAGCCUAAAGCAAGCCCCUGGAAGCCAGAUCAUAUUCUUCAAGAAUGGUGUCAGCCAAGGAGUUGCCUUUCAGGACAUCUUUGAGGGGGUUUAUUUUCCUGCCAUUUCUCUGUACAAAGGCUGCACGGUUUCUAUAAACUUUGGGCCGUAUUUCAAGUAUCCACCAAGAGACAUCACUUACCAUCCUAUGAGUGACAUGGGCUGGGGGGCCGUGGUGGAGCACACGCUGGCUGACGUCCUGUACCACGUGGAGACAGAGGUGGAUGGCAGGAGGAGCCCCCCCUGGGAGCCAUAACCCCAACAGCGUGCAUUUAUUGCAGAGGAGCAUCCAUCUCACCCCUCUCACACAGCCAAGGAGCCAACAGGCCCUGCUGCAGCCCUGGCUGGCAGGUGUUGUGUGUGUGUGUGUGUGUUCACACUCCCUCCUGCCCGAGAGGCACUUCUGGGCUGGUCUGUGCUAAUCUGGGAGCCCCCAGGACCAUUAGGGUGUCACUCCUGGAGAGCAGCCAGGCUGUAGCUGGAGCUGCCAGGUGUGGGUGCAGUGACCCCUGUGCUCAGGUGUGUUUGGCUGAUGGUGACAACAGCUCCCAGCCAGGACGGCUCUGUUGGAACGACUCGGCUGCAUGUAAGACUGAAAUUUGGGCUUCUGUCCAAACUGUAUUUUUUUUCCCCCACAGACUGGAAACCAGUUUUAAAAAUAAAGGCUUUAACUCUUUCUUUUA